AUUCCUUUGUGUUACAUUCUUGAAUGUCGCUCGCAGUGACAUUAGCAUUCCGGUACUGUUGGUAAAAUGGAAGACGCCAAAAACAUAAAGAAAGGCCCGGCGCCAUUCUAUCCUCUAGAGGAUGGAACCGCUGGAGAGCAACUGCAUAAGGCUAUGAAGAGAUACGCCCUGGUUCCUGGAACAAUUGCUUUUACAGAUGCACAUAUCGAGGUGAACAUCACGUACGCGGAAUACUUCGAAAUGUCCGUUCGGUUGGCAGAAGCUAUGAAACGAUAUGGGCUGAAUACAAAUCACAGAAUCGUCGUAUGCAGUGAAAACUCUCUUCAAUUCUUUAUGCCGGUGUUGGGCGCGUUAUUUAUCGGAGUUGCAGUUGCGCCCGCGAACGACAUUUAUAAUGAACGUGAAUUGCUCAACAGUAUGAACAUUUCGCAGCCUACCGUAGUGUUUGUUUCCAAAAAGGGGUUGCAAAAAAUUUUGAACGUGCAAAAAAAAUUACCAAUAAUCCAGAAAAUUAUUAUCAUGGAUUCUAAAACGGAUUACCAGGGAUUUCAGUCGAUGUACACGUUCGUCACAUCUCAUCUACCUCCCGGUUUUAAUGAAUACGAUUUUGUACCAGAGUCCUUUGAUCGUGACAAAACAAUUGCACUGAUAAUGAAUUCCUCUGGAUCUACUGGGUUACCUAAGGGUGUGGCCCUUCCGCAUAGAACUGCCUGCGUCAGAUUCUCGCAUGCCAGAGAUCCUAUUUUUGGCAAUCAAAUCAUUCCGGAUACUGCGAUUUUAAGUGUUGUUCCAUUCCAUCACGGUUUUGGAAUGUUUACUACACUCGGAUAUUUGAUAUGUGGAUUUCGAGUCGUCUUAAUGUAUAGAUUUGAAGAAGAGCUGUUUUUACGAUCCCUUCAGGAUUACAAAAUUCAAAGUGCGUUGCUAGUACCAACCCUAUUUUCAUUCUUCGCCAAAAGCACUCUGAUUGACAAAUACGAUUUAUCUAAUUUACACGAAAUUGCUUCUGGGGGCGCACCUCUUUCGAAAGAAGUCGGGGAAGCGGUUGCAAAACGCUUCCAUCUUCCAGGGAUACGACAAGGAUAUGGGCUCACUGAGACUACAUCAGCUAUUCUGAUUACACCCGAGGGGGAUGAUAAACCGGGCGCGGUCGGUAAAGUUGUUCCAUUUUUUGAAGCGAAGGUUGUGGAUCUGGAUACCGGGAAAACGCUGGGCGUUAAUCAGAGAGGCGAAUUAUGUGUCAGAGGACCUAUGAUUAUGUCCGGUUAUGUAAACAAUCCGGAAGCGACCAACGCCUUGAUUGACAAGGAUGGAUGGCUACAUUCUGGAGACAUAGCUUACUGGGACGAAGACGAACACUUCUUCAUAGUUGACCGCUUGAAGUCUUUAAUUAAAUACAAAGGAUAUCAGGUGGCCCCCGCUGAAUUGGAAUCGAUAUUGUUACAACACCCCAACAUCUUCGACGCGGGCGUGGCAGGUCUUCCCGACGAUGACGCCGGUGAACUUCCCGCCGCCGUUGUUGUUUUGGAGCACGGAAAGACGAUGACGGAAAAAGAGAUCGUGGAUUACGUCGCCAGUCAAGUAACAACCGCGAAAAAGUUGCGCGGAGGAGUUGUGUUUGUGGACGAAGUACCGAAAGGUCUUACCGGAAAACUCGACGCAAGAAAAAUCAGAGAGAUCCUCAUAAAGGCCAAGAAGGGCGGAAAGUCCAAAUUGUAAAAUGUAACUGUAUUCAGCGAUGACGAAAUUCUUAGCUAUUGUAAUAUUAUAUGCAAAUUGAUGAAUGGUAAUUUUGUAAUUGUGGGUCACUGUACUAUUUUAACGAAUAAUAAAAUCAGGUAUAGGUAACUAAACGGA
Molecule: messenger RNA, 1857 nt
Organism: Photinus pyralis (common eastern firefly)
Lineage: Eukaryota; Metazoa; Arthropoda; Insecta; Coleoptera; Lampyridae
Product: luciferin 4-monooxygenase
Exons: 7
Coding region: 67-1719 (550 amino acids)
Biological process (GO): long-chain fatty acid metabolic process; fatty-acyl-CoA biosynthetic process
Molecular function (GO): long-chain fatty acid-CoA ligase activity
Source: RefSeq, a predicted model, not a curated record